Molecule: messenger RNA, 940 nt
Organism: Lobosporangium transversale
Lineage: Eukaryota; Fungi; Mortierellomycota; Mortierellomycetes; Mortierellales; Mortierellaceae
Product: mitochondrial import inner membrane translocase subunit
Exons: 4
Coding region: 152-628 (158 amino acids)
Biological process (GO): protein import into mitochondrial matrix
Cellular component (GO): TIM23 mitochondrial import inner membrane translocase complex; mitochondrial inner membrane
Molecular function (GO): transmembrane protein transporter activity
Source: RefSeq, a predicted model, not a curated record
AUCAGCUGUUGGAGAGUCCAAAGACAUGAGUCUUGAUUCAUUUCCGUCUUCUCUUCUUCCACGUUUGAUCCUUCCCACCUUCCAUUUUUAUCAAGUCUUCGUUACGAUUUUUGUUCUCCUGUCCUCAUAGUAAUACGUACUCAUAAUCAUCAUGCCUCGCUCUUCUGACCACUCUCGCGAUCCUUGCCCAUACGUCAUCUUUUCAGAUCUCGGUGCUUCAUUUGCCAUGGGUGCUAUUGGUGGUGGUGUCUGGUAUGGAAUUAAGGGUGCCAAGAAUUCCCCAAGGGGCGAACGCUUUCCGGGUGCUUUGAUGUCACUUAAGGCCCGUGCUCCUGUCCUGGGUGGAAACUUUGCGGUCUGGGGUGGCCUCUUCUCGACCUUUGACUGUGGAAUGAAGGGAAUUCGUCAGAAAGAGGAUCCUUGGAACUCGAUUGCUUCAGGAUUCUUGACUGGCGGCGUCUUAGCCGCUCGAGGUGGCCCUAAGGUCGCUAUCACCUCUGCAGCUCUAGGAGGUGUCUUUCUUGCCGUCAUUGAGGGUCUUGGAAUUGUCUUCUCCAGGGCUUUUGCUGAUCAAAACCGUCCUAUGAUGCCUCAGCUCCCUGAUAUUGCUCCACCAGCAUCUCAGUAAAGGAAGCCAAAGAAAAGAAUAAGAGAAAGAAAGGAAAAGCUUGUAGAAAUAUGAUUUGAUGCACGGUAAAAAAAAAGAGUAUAGGAUGGGGUUGGGGACGAGGAAUCAAAAUAUGAAGUAUCGGAGCAGAGAACAGAGCAGGACAAGUAGUUUACAUUAGAAGGCGAUCUGUUUCUUUCUCUCGCCCAUUUAUUGUCUAUUCCAUGAGUGCUGAUCCGUAAAGAUGAAGAUUGAGUUUGUCUUUGCAAGGAAUCAGUUCUAUCUCAAACGCACAGUCAUAAUGUGAUGCUUCUAUUUCUUCUUGCCUUGCUG